ACCGGAAGGGGCGGGGCGUCGUCAGCCCUUUCGCGUUCGCGGUCUCUCCUGCAGGCACCUGAGGAUGGCCCGUACUAUGGAACCACUAGCAAAGAAGAUCUUUAAAGGAGUUUUGGUAGCUGAACUUUUAGGCAUUUUUGGAGCAUAUUUUUUGUUUAACAAGAUGCACGGAAGCCAAGAUUUUAGGCAAACAAUGAGCAAGAAAUUUCCCUUCAUCUUGAAAGUUUAUUACAGAUCCACUGAGAUGUCCGGAAUAUAUGGAAUCAGAGAGCUAGAUGAAAAAAAAUGGUUGGAGAGCAAAAAUUAGAUUUCUAGGUCUACUGUUCUAAGAGACAACAAUUUGGGAAAUGCUGGAAAAACAGGAAGGAGAAGACAGAAGUAUGUUACCCAGCAAAAUCCAUAUCAUCCUUUCCAGAGCUGAAACAGUUAUCAUCUUCAAAUGUGUCUGCCAGAGAAUACAGAAAUUGUGAGAUACAACAAAGAAUGACAAGCCUGAUACACAUCUUAUAUCUGAAUCAAUUAUUCUAAGUCAUGAUUCUGCUGUUUAUGACAAGUAAACACCAAAACAAUAUAAACGUGACUGUUGCUGGUGUGUCUUAAUAAUGUAUAUAAACCUGUGAAAUACUGAUGUUAGUUAAAUCCCAAAACUAAAAAAGGAGCUAGUUAAUUUUGGCUCUUUCUACAGUUCUUUCAUGGAAUGAGGGUGAAUAUCAAAUAAAAUGAUAUUUAGCAAUUGUAGUCCUUUUUACUCUAUUAGAACUACUUAAGUGCUCAUUUUUAAUAGGUGUGAUACAAUAUGUAACAUCUCAUGCUUGUAAUCCCAGCACUUUGGGAGGCUGAGGAGGAGUGUUUACCAGCCUGAGCAACACAGCAA
Sapajus apella (tufted capuchin) is the source of this 874-nucleotide messenger RNA. It is a transcript of the gene CEBPZOS, whose product is annotated as CEBPZ opposite strand. The transcript is spliced from 5 exons. Bases 65 to 307 code for a protein of 80 amino acids. Lineage: Eukaryota; Metazoa; Chordata; Mammalia; Primates; Cebidae. The record is from RefSeq and is a predicted model, not a curated record.